Drosophila rhopaloa is the source of this 3352-nucleotide messenger RNA. It is a transcript of the gene Madm, whose product is annotated as nuclear receptor-binding protein homolog. Gene Ontology annotation, molecular function: ATP binding; protein kinase activity. Gene Ontology annotation, cellular component: endomembrane system; cytoplasm. The record is from RefSeq and is a predicted model, not a curated record. Lineage: Eukaryota; Metazoa; Arthropoda; Insecta; Diptera; Drosophilidae. Gene Ontology annotation, biological process: endoplasmic reticulum to Golgi vesicle-mediated transport; protein phosphorylation; intracellular signal transduction. Bases 491 to 2410 code for a protein of 639 amino acids. The transcript is spliced from 2 exons.
AUAUGAGGGGGUGACUAUCGAUAAGCCAGAGGCAUCGAUUUGCUCACAUUUCUUGGGUGUUUUAGCGUGAAAAAACGCCUAAAUAAACGAAUCGGCAUAGUGUCAGGCCAGAAAGUCCAACCAACGGAUCGCCGUUCGCGCCGCAGUCGAGGAUUGGAGCAGCCGACGCCAACGAAGGCGCCGAAAAAACGUAGCACCAGCCGUCAGCCGUCGCAGCCGAGUGUUUACUGGGCAAGGGGUACAGCGGAGGAGGGAGUGGGAGUUCGUGCGUGUGUAUGUGUGCGCCAGUGAGUGGGCAGAGGCAGCGGCAGAGGAGCAGCAGCGGAUGUAGCUCGUUGCCCGGACCCCGCAGUGGAUACCACGAAAAGCGAUCGUAAACGUACGUAGGCCAACUUGGAGGCACAAAGAAAAUAAACACUGGAAACCGAAGACGAGGCCUUCUGGAACAGAAAAGCUCAACAGCCGCAGCCGCGUCGGUGACCGCACCCUAAUGUCAAAUAGCCAAGCAAAUGCCGGCAACAGCGGUAGCGCGGUAGCGGAUGAACCGAGCCAGCACCACCCCCCCUUGACGGCCGCACCAGCAAAUGCAUCCUGCCCAGCAGCGACGCCAGCGUCGCAGUCGACGCAGCUGCCGGCGCCGCAGUCGCAGCAGGCGCCCCCGCACAUAGUUGGUGCCUCAACAGCUGAUGCAGGCAGCGGCGUUGCGGUCGGUGUUAGCGAAGGUGUCAAUCUGGACUCGUCGCCACGCGAGUCUGGUGACGAUUCGGAGGAUGAGAGCGAGAUCCUGGAGGAGUCGCCCUGCGGACGCUGGCUGAAGCGGCGAGAGGAGGUGGACCAGCGCGACGUGCCCGGGAUCGAUUGCGUCCAUCUGGCCAUGGACACCGAGGAGGGCGUGGAGGUCGUGUGGAACGAGGUGCAAUAUGCCAGCCUGCAGGAGCUUAAGUCGCAGGAGGAGAAGAUGCGGCAGGUGUUUGACAACCUGCUGCAGCUGGACCACCAGAACAUCGUCAAGUUCCACCGCUACUGGACGGACACGCAGCAGGCGGAGCGGCCCCGGGUGGUCUUCAUCACCGAGUACAUGUCGAGCGGGUCGCUAAAACAGUUCCUCAAGCGCACCAAGCGCAACGCCAAACGGCUGCCUCUGGAGUCGUGGCGCCGCUGGUGCACCCAGAUCCUGUCCGCGCUCAGCUAUUUGCAUUCCUGCUCGCCGCCCAUCAUCCACGGCAACCUAACCUGUGAUAGCAUCUUCAUCCAGCACAACGGCCUGGUCAAGAUCGGCUCGGUGGUCCCGGACGCGGUGCACUACAGCGUUCGGCGGGGCCGCGAGCGGGAGCGGGAACGCGAGCGGGGCGCUCACUACUUCCAGGCGCCGGAGUAUGGCGCCGCCGACCAGCUGACCGCCGCGCUCGACAUCUACGCCUUCGGGAUGUGCGCCCUAGAAAUGGCCGCCCUGGAGAUCCAGCCCAGCAACAGCGAGUCGACUGCCAUCAAUGAGGAGACCAUCCAGCGCACAAUCUUCAGCCUGGAGAACGAUCUGCAGCGCGACCUGAUACGGAAGUGUCUCAAUCCGCAGCCGCAGGAUCGGCCCAGCGCCAACGAUCUGCUUUUCCACCCACUGCUAUUCGAGGUGCACUCCCUCAAACUGCUGACUGCCCAUUGUCUGGUCUUUUCGCCCGCCAACCGCACCAUGUUCUCGGAAACCGCCUUCGACGGACUGAUGCAGCGUUACUACCAGCCGGACGUGGUUAUGGCCCAGCUUCGGUUGGCCGGCGGCCAGGAGCGGCAGUAUCGCCUGGCAGACGUUUCGGGCGCCGACAAACUGGAGAAGUUCGUUGAGGACGUCAAGUACGGUGUGUAUCCGCUAAUUACGUACAGCGGCAAGAAGCCGCCCAAUUUCCGUUCGAGGGCUGCCUCCCCGGAGCGAGCUGACUCCGUGAAGUCGGCCACGCCGGAGCCGGUGGACACGGAGUCACGGCGCAUCGUAAACAUGAUGUGCAGCGUGAAAAUCAAGGAAGACAGCAAUGACAUAACCAUGACAAUACUGCUGCGCAUGGACGACAAAAUGAACCGCCAGCUAACAUGCCAGGUCAACGAGAACGAUACGGCGGCGGAUCUCACCAGCGAACUUGUGCGCUUGGGCUUCGUCCAUCUUGACGACCAAGACAAGAUCCAGGUGCUGCUGGAGGAGACGCUGAAAGCAGGCGUUAUGAGCGACGGUGCCGGGGCAGAGAGUUCAGGUGCCGGGGUUACCACCACAGCGACCAUGGCGGCCUUAGAGCAGCUGGAGCGCAAUUGGUCGAUUUCCUCGGACACGGACAAGCAGGGCACUGCCGUGAUGUAUGUACCGCAGGAUCAGCAGCACCCGGAUCUGGACGUGGACGUGGAGCAAAUGGGCACGACGAGCAAUUGAAAGUAUCAGCUUAGUAUUCAGGGCAGGCCGGCGCGUAUUGUUUUUAUUGUAUUGGGAAAUUACACAUAACGAUUUUAUUACUGCUAUUAUUUGUUAUUUUUAUAUAUAUACCUAUAUAUAUGUAUAUGUAUGUAUGUAUUUGAAAUAAUAUUUAUGUAUGUAUGUACCAUAAACGAUGUUAAACCAGGCUUCCAGGCUAAACAAUUCGAUGACAUAGACACACAAACCACACAAGAGGUGGGUCGACUCGCAGAAACUGAAAAUGAUAUAUGUUCUUUAACCCGCAAUCUGGGACUUAGGAACUCUAAAUAUAAAAUUAAUUGUGUUUUUGAUAACGUAGAAGGAAACCCGAAAACCGUAACCGAAAAAUGUAGAAAAUAUUUGCGGUUAAACAUUCUUUGCUUGCCUGCUAAAUACAUUGUUAGUGUUAUAGUUUCUUUGGCAAAAUUGAUUAGAAUUGUUUCGAUCUGAUGUUCCGGACCUAGGAUUUUUACUAAAAUUUCGAUCCACCAACAACACACUUUUGAAUAUACGCAGCUAACUAGCUUACAAAAAUCAAAGCAUUCGCUAAUCAUAACUCUGGAAAAAGCGCGAAUGGAAUUCGCCGCUCCCAAAGCUAGACACAACUCGAUUACGAAAAUCCAGAUACCCUCAGAUUUCGAAAAAAUCAUCUAGACGCCACUUCGAAGGUGAUUUUUUCUAGGACUAUAUCAAAUUUGAUAAAUUAGCCAUGCCGCGACGAGAACAAAACGUAAAACCGCAGUGGAAUGUAUUUAAAUGUAUUACAAAUAUAAACAAAUACGCAAGGCCACGAAAAAUAAUAAAUAAAUUAUUUAACUAAAAACCUAUAUAAACACAAGCAGAGCAUGCAACAAAAAUAAUACACAACAGACAUAGCUACACUAUUAUUAAAUAAAUAAAGAUGGCAACCAGCUGACAAAU